This is a messenger RNA of Volvox carteri f. nagariensis, 627 nucleotides long. RefSeq lists its product as uncharacterized. The record is from RefSeq and is a predicted model, not a curated record. The coding region runs from base 1 to 627 and encodes 208 amino acids. NCBI's taxonomy places the organism in Eukaryota, Viridiplantae, Chlorophyta, Chlorophyceae, Chlamydomonadales, Volvocaceae. The transcript has 6 exons.
AUGUCACCUUCUGUUUGCGCAACUGAAAACGGCCUAGUAAAACGUUGCUCGCCAAGCCUGGCAAGGAUGUUAGAUUGCCUAACGUACUGCGCGUUUAUUGCCCUUAAGCCCCGUUUAUUGCCAUCUCGCAUGUGUUCAGCAAGGUACUACAACAAUAUGCAGUGCGCGCAGAAGCGUGUAGACCUGCGGGAAGUGGCCAAGCACUUCACAUUGCCACCAGGGGUUGCGAGGCACCACGCGAAUCGCCCCAUUGCAGCACCGGCAGUCGCUACAGAGGAGAGCGAGUAUGAAUCACCUGCCACGCGUAGCUGGUCCACGGGGAGAUCUCGUGACCCAGGUCUUGCCCCGUCGUCUGCUUGGGUGGGCGUGGUUGCGGUGCCUGUGGUGUGCAGGGUUGCGUGCUUCCUACUGCUUCGGCGCUUGAACGAUGAGAUUAAAUGUCAUCAGCAAGACGGCAAAGUAGAAAAGAAAAUUGAGACCCCAGCGGUCAACGCCAAAGAUAGCAAAAGCGCCGAAACUACUGCAGAGGUAUCUACGUCGAUUGCGGGAAGCCCCCUCGAGAUCACGUCCGAUGUAAGGGCCGCUGCAACGUUCUGCUUGAUAGACAACCUACGUUCUGCAUGGUAA